AUGGAAUGUCAUGCUCUGGAUAAGACCUUGAAUGCGAGUUUUCUGGUUCAAAAAAUUGCGGAGCUUAUUGUUGAAAGAAUGGGAGGCCCUGUGAGUGAUGUUGAAGAUAUGUUCAGGAGGUGGAGGGCAAGGAAUCAUGAGCUGAAAAUCUAUUUGAAUACAAUCAUCCUUCCUCUUGGCUCUCUUGAUGUUGGACAUUCACGCCAAAGGGCAUUACUCUUUAAGGUACUUGCUGACAGGAUCAACCUUCCAUGCAAGCUAGUCAAAGGGAGUUAUUAUACUGGCACUGAUGACGGAGCUGUGAACUUGAUAAAAUUGGAUGAUGGAAGCGAGUACAUUAUUGAUCUAAUGGGUGCUCCAGGCACACUCAUUCCAGCUGAGGUACCUAGCAGUCAUCAUCAAAAUUUUGGGUUGGAUGCAAUGGGUGCUGCUACUUUGGUAGGGAGGGACAAGAGUUCAUGUACAGCAUCUGACCAAGGACCUAGAAUUAGGUUAUGUUCACCUGGUGUGGAUGAGACUCAUAAAACCAGUAUUUCAACACCAGAACCAUCAGCCAUGGCCAUCAUAUCAAAUAGAGAAGACAGGAGAAUAGUAGAAAAAAACCAGACAGAGCAGUUGGAGCAUUUUCAUCCGCCAAGCGGAUCAGGUGAAGCAUCACUGCAUGCUGGAAAGAAAAAAUCAAGUGGCCGGGACUCACAUACAGAAGAUGCUUCCGGUUCUGCUACCAGUGCUGUGAAGGAACCAGAUUUCACUGGAGAACUUCCUACCAUGUGGUCAGAGAACUGUGCAUCAACACCCAAAGAUUUGUUUCCAAACAUAAGUUCUCAUGAUUUCAGAGAAGACAAAGUGCUGGAAAGGAAUGGACUAGUAAGGAGAGACAGAGUCGUUGAUUCUGAAAAUGAGCACUCUCUUGUACCUUUUACAGGGUUGCAGUUAUGGAACAUUGUGUAUAACCAAAAGCCUUCACCUGAAGGAUUGGGAACACACCUGUUUAAACUGGAACCAGAAGGAUAUAAAUCAUCUCUAGAUAGUCCAGGGGAGCAAAAUGUGCUUGUCAAAGAUAGAAAUAAUGAAGUGAACUCAAACGGCAAUGCUGCUGCUGGUAGAGAGCUUGUUGAUUAUUCGGAAAGUACAGAGGCUAUGCUAGUAUGCUGCACUGACCAGCUGGAUGCUAACAAGACUCACAAUGUGCAAAUGGAUCCCGUACUGAGUGGAGUUGCUGAAAUUUUGUGGGAGGAUCUUCAAAUUGGCGAACGCAUUGGUAUAGGGUCAUAUGGUGAGGUCUACCGAGCAGAAUGGAAUGGCACGGAAGUUGCAGUGAAAAAAUUUAUGAACCAAGAUAUCUCAGGCGAUGCACUAGCACAAUUUAAAUGUGAGAUUGAAAUCAUGUUAAGGUUGAGGCAUCCAAAUGUUGUUCUUUUCAUGGGAGCGGUGACGCGCCCCCCAAAUAUGUCCAUAUUGACAGAAUUUCUUCCAAGGGGUAGUUUAUAUAAGCUGCUGCACCGCCCAAAUAUCCAAAUAGAUGAAAAAAGACGCAUAAAGAUGGCCCUUGAUGUGGCUAAGGGAAUGAAUUAUUUGCAUACUAGCCAUCCUAUCAUUGUGCAUCGGGAUCUUAAGACACCAAACCUCCUUGUUGAUAAAAAUUGGGUUGUUAAGGUUUGUGAUUUUGGGAUGUCACGUUUGCAGCACCAUACUUUUCUAUCUUCAAAGUCAACUGCUGGAACGGCAGAAUGGAUGGCUCCAGAAGUUCUAAGAAAUGAACCAUCCAACGAGAAAUCGGAUGUAUAUAGUUUUGGGGUCAUACUUUGGGAGCUGGCAACUCUGCGAGUGCCGUGGACAGAAAUGAACUCAAUGCAGGUGGUUGGAGCUGUUGGAUUCCAGGGUAGACAUCUUGACAUCCCACCCACGAUUGAUCCCCUGGUGGCAGAGAUAAUAAGUGACUGCUGGAACAGAAACCCACAGGCACGCCCUUCUUUUGCACAGAUUAUUACCCGUCUCAAAUGUCUGCAGCGUCUCAGUUUGCAGAGAACAGAGAACCGUAAAAAUCAGCAGUGAUGAUGUAGCAGUAGCUAAGAGCUCGUUUCUGGGUUCGAAGAGCCAGAAGAGCAAAAGUCAAAAGUUUGAGAAAUCGUCUGGAAGCAAGGUAACUGGAUGGGGAAGUGUUGGUUCAUUCAAAGUGGGAACCCAACACGGCCAAUUCAGAACAGAGCAAAUGCCCUCAACUUCAAAACUGGCUUGAAGGGAAGUAGGGCAAAAGCUGUUAGUAAACUUGAUCACAUUAAUUUGUGAAGUCCUAAAAAACGAAAGAGAAAAUGGUAAAGGCCUUCUCUUCAUGGUUUUUAGGGUCAAAUCAAUGUAAUAUGAUCUAUUUGUAAGAAUCUCUUAAUAAAAAAGAAAAGUGGGAAGGAAAAAAAAAAAGAAAAAAGCAAAAGGAAAGAAAAAAAGAAACGAAGAAAAGAAGAAAAGAGAGUGAGUUUUGGAAUCUGUUGGAGAUCGUCAAAAGUAGCAACUGUAAAAAGAGGGUCUCUACAGGUUGCGCGCCUGAAGAAAAGAGGGUUAUUAGUUAAAACAAAAAUGUCAUGUACUUAACUGCCUUCAUUUAUACUAUUACAACUACUACUCUGUAUCUCCCUGCCGUUGAAAAGAAAAGUGGUGAAUGUUGUGAACUUUUCUA
Molecule: messenger RNA, 2674 nt
Organism: Sesamum indicum (sesame)
Lineage: Eukaryota; Viridiplantae; Streptophyta; Magnoliopsida; Lamiales; Pedaliaceae
Source: RefSeq, a predicted model, not a curated record